GCCGCUGCCAGACGCCCUCCGGCCCCCUUUCCGCCCCUCCGCGUGCUCCCACGCCUGGUCGCGCCCGCCCCGGGGCAGCGGCUGCAGAACCGCGCAGAGGCAGACACGCGAAGGGGCAGCGAGGCAAGGCAGAGCGUGGAUUUUUCUGGCACCUGAGUCCCAAAACCUCCAGAGAUUACUCAGCAGCUGUAAACAUGCAGAUUCUUUGAAGCAGUGCCUUGUAUUAACUAAUGUGCAUUUAAUAUUCAGUGGAUAAAAGUUCUGGAUUUUUUCUAGGCUACUCACAUUCCUUGGUUCAUCACCCCCUUUCUCCAUCUCCAAAGUUGGCAAAGGCAACGCCUUCACUACAAGGCCAAAUGAGGACACCCAACUUCCAAAGCUUCCCGUCUGCCCUACAGACUACAGCUGCCUGGGGCCAGAGACCCAACGGCGAGAUCCGCCAGCCAACCACCUCCAGCCAGUCGCAUCCACCCUCUCCUCCCAGUGCCCGCAGAGAAAGCUGGCUUCCCAUUGGGCCAACGUGAGGGCGUGGACAGCUCCCCGAUUGGUUUGGAGGAGGGGGCGGGAGAGAGGCGUACUCUGACGUCAUGCUCGCCGCUAAAGUAUACCUCUUGCUCCGGGUUAUGGGAGGGAGGGGAAGUCAGAAAGGGAGAAAAUAAACGGUAGUUUAUUUACCCGCCAGUGUAAGCCCUCUUACGGAGCGUGGGUUCCGUCCCAGCAACCAGGCGAGCUCCGCCCUCACGCCCCGCCUGCGCCGGGAAAUCAGGUGACCGCGGGCUGGCGCAGUCACGUGGCUGGGGCGCGCCCGCCCGUUGUGGCCAUGGCGGCCGCUGGUUCCAGUGUGGUGAGGCGAGUGGAAGAGCUCGGGGACCUGGCUCAGGCCCACAUACAGCAGCUCAGCGAAGCCGCCGGCGAAGAUGAUCACUUUCUAAUUCGGGCCUCUGCGGCUCUAGAAAAAUUGAAACUUCUGUGUGGAGAAGACAAAGAAUGUUCAAAUCCAUCAAAUCUUCUAGAACUUUACACACAGGCAAUCUUGGACAUGACAUAUUUUGAGGAGAACAAACUAGUAGAUGAAGAUUUUCCUGAAGAUUCUUCACAGAAAGUAAAAGAGCUGAUCAGUUUUCUUUCAGAACCAGAAAUUUUAGUUAAAGAAAAUAAUAUGCAUCCAAAACCCUGUGAUUUGCUUGGGGAUGAACUCCUGGAAUGUCUCUCUUGGAGACGGGGAGCCCUACUCUAUAUGUAUUGUCAUUCUCUGACCAAAAGGAGGGAGUGGCUCACAAGAAAAUCCAAUUUGCUUAAAAAGUACCUUAUUGAUGGAAUCAGUUACUUGCUACAGAUGUUAAAUUAUCGGUGUCCUGUCCAGUUAAAUGAAGGAGUUUCUUUCCAAGACUUAGACACAGCUAAAUUACUGAGUGAAGGAAUAUUUAGUGACAUUCAUUUGCUGGCUAUGAUGUACAGUGGAGAAAUGUGUUACUGGGGAUUGAAGCAUUGUGCAGAUCAACAGCCAGAAAAUUACGAAGUGGAUUCUGGUGUUUCUGGAGCAAGCUACACAACACAAAAAGAACCUCUGGAUUUCCGAGAAGUAGGAGAAAAAAUUUUGAAAAAGUAUGUAUUUGUGUGUGAAGGACCCCUGAAAGAGCAAGAAUGGAAUACAACAAAUGCAAAACAAAUUUUAAACUUUUUUCAGCAUCACACUAACCAGUAAGUUAUCUAUUCCUUUUCCAAGAGGAAAACAAAACAACCCAGGAAAUGGAAAAGUUUCAGAAAAGAAGACAUAUUGACACUGUUUAAGAAUGUUACACUACAUAAAGAUACCCAGCGUGGUUACCUAUUUUUAAUGCCAUCACCAUUUUUCAUUAUAUAUUUUUAAAUCUAUGAAAGAACGAUUCUUUAAUGUUUAAGAUGGCAUGUAUGUUAUUCUAACUCAGCCUGAACUGCAGAUGUUCUAUAACUAAUAAUAAGUAGGAUUAGAGUUUAGCUUUAUAAGUUUUAAUUAUUAGCUUUUUUGUGACAUAAAUUGACCAUUUCAAAUAUCUUCAGAUUAUUUUUAAAUCUGUCUUGAAGUUUGCUGUGCUUCAGAGAUUAAAAUCAAGUCAACUUAUCGCUUUAGAUAUAUUCUAAAGACGUAAAGAUUGGCAAAAUAAAAAAUUAUGACUAGUAUUCAGACUCCAUUUCCAGAAUAUAUAAAUAAUGAAAGAUGCUACAAAAGAAAUGUUUCAUUUUUUGUUUUACCACUACUCAUGGCAUUUACAAUUUUUAUGCUAUUGGGCAUUAAGUAAAAAUUUUCAAGUGAUUUUCCAAUUUUAUUUAAAAGAAAAUGGAUGGUUUAUCAAAUGAGUAAUGAAGAUGAAAUCAAGUUAGGUUAGUCCAUCAUUAACUUGUUUGUGUUUAGAGUGCCCCUUUUCAUAGGUAUUGAAAUUUUAAUAUUUUUGUCUUUAAUAGUAGAGAUGAGUGAUAAAGGCCAGAGAACCUAACUUGCUAUCUUGCUUAUUGUCUACCUCAACUCCUGUUGUCAUCUUGGGAUGAUCUAAUAAUUUGCUGAUAUCCUUGACUUCUGUUCCAGUGACUUCAUCACAUUCCAGGAACUUAACUCCCAUGGCUACACCUUGAAUGAAUAUCACCAUCCUGAGUUUUUCUUUCUGAAAUCCUUAAAUUUCAGUAAUUGAUGAUAAUUCAUAUCUUUCCAGCUUUUCACUUCCUCAUUUUUACUGAUUUUUCUUUCUCCUUUAUUUCUACUCUAUCUCUUUAGCUUCUUCACAGCCCCUUUUUCUUGACUCUUCUUCCUUCUCCUAAACCAUCAGCCCCUUUGAGAUUUUCUUCCUUCCCUAUCCAGCCUCAGCCUAAUAUGGGAUACCAGAUGAAGUACUCUUCACAGUCCCUUCAAGUCCACUGUCCCCUUGUCCUUCAGUCUGACCAUUCUGCAAGUGUCAGUGUUGAAUUAAUCCUGUCACCCACCUUUUCUGGAAUGCUGCAUCCCAUGUGAAAUACAUGCAGCCAUUGAAAGUGUAAUCCCUAUAAGUAUCUCAGCUUCGACUUUAGGAGAGCCCUCAGUACAAGCCUUCUGUUGGUUUCUGGUGUGGCUCCUCUCCUACCAUGGUGACUAAUCGAAACCUCUCCCUUUCCUCAUGAGGUCCUCUGUCCCAUCCUCUCCAUUAGCAUAUGGCUCUUGGUCCUAUCUUACAGAAAUUUAAGACUAUGAGGACAUAAACUUCUAUUUCUUGGCUUUGCCCUACUCAUUUUCCCCAUUUUUAGAAGAAAAGAGAUUGCCUGCACGCUGUUGAAAGCCAGUCUCUGCCUUUCCUCAUUUCCCCUGGGGCUUCUUUUUUUUCUGCCUACCUUUUAGGUAUUACUCUUCCCCUGGAGGUCUGUCCUUUUUCUCUUUAUCCCUCUUCUCCCCCUUUUCCUUUCUCUCUCUCUCUCUUUUUUAAACUUACUCUUAGGUGAUGUCAUUCAUAGCCAUGGCUGCUUCUGACACCUGUAAUGUUAAGCUUACUUCUAGACUUGCAACUUGAAUCCCAGCUUCUGCUCUCUGAGCCUUCUUUCUAACUGCCUAUUAAAUGUCUUCACUUAGAUAAUUUUAAAUUCAAUAUGUCCAAAUAACUAACCUUUGUCUUUAUCUAAAAUCUUUUUUGGUUCAUGUUUUUGGUGGUUUUGAUCUUUCACAGUGCAGGGCAAUAAGGAAUGCCAUAAUCUAGUUUCUGUCCACAUUCCCUGUUUUAUCUCUGUAAUGUAUCCUGUGUAAUCACGUCCUAGUCCAGUUCUAGUCCUCAAACAUUAAUAACCAGGCUCUUUUUUGAUAAAUAUGAACAUUCUGAUAGAGCAUCUUGGUAUAAGGAAAAUGUCUCCCUGUCUCUGCCCCAUCUUUUCGCUUAAUCUUAUGCAACUAAGAUUUUUAUUUAACGUUGCUUUUCAACAAGUUUCACUAUAAAAAUGCCUUUGUGUUUUCUAAGUAUAAAGAUUUACAUCAUUUUUAGUGUGAUUUUAAGAACCACAGACCACCCUCCCUGACUCUUUUUGGAGCAUCAUGGUCAAUUGUUAAUUAAACAGGUAACACUGCUUUAUAGUUCUUUAUGAGUUGGUGAACUCUGUAUUUAAAAAAAAAAAAAAUUAUACAUUGUGCUUAAUGAAUGGUAGGCCCUUAGUAUUUUUUUUUUUUUAAUUAAUAAGAGACAUGGUUCAUAAGUGCCGAACAUUGCACAAAAGGGUUGCUGCUAUUGGAUUCCAAACUGCCAUGCCCUUUAUACCAGUGGUUGACGAGGCAAAUAAGGAAUUACUCCUCAAGGGGGUCAAGUAUUGUAUAGAUUUAGAACUUGAGAAAACCAUAACUUUCUCUUCAGAAAUGGAAAUUUCCAUUUUGCCUUCGUGACCUUUGUGAACCACUUGGGUUCCUCACUGAUUGGUAUAGUUCUGAGGGUGCUACUGGGUGCUUUUUGUACUUUUCCAUCCCCCAACAAUUGGAGAAUAAUUUGUAGACCAUAGCAGUUACAAAUGCUCUUAACUGUGGUGUAUUACAAAACAAGGAACAACAGAUUUUUUUAUAUGUUAAAGCCUAAGUAAAUUCUAUUUCAUUUAGAAUGAAGUAUCUUCAAGAUAACAGAUACUCUGCAUAAGGAAAGCAGUAUAACUUCCUCAUCACUAAUUAUUAUGUGCCUACUACAUGCCAGGUUUCAUCUUAGGUAUUGAUGAUAUAGCUUUGUAAAACACCAAUUUUUUGGAGUUUAUAUUCUAAUGGAGGAAGUUAACACAUUUAACAAAAUAAACUUAUAGUGUAUUAAGUGGUUAACACUAUAAAUAAAGCAGGGUAUAGGGCUUGUUACAAUCUGGAAAGUAGUACUAUAUUAUUUAAGGUGGUUGGGAAGGCACCUGUGUACUUCAGCAUUGGUGGUGUCAAAUUCUGACCCUUUGGUUAAAUACCUUGCCAUCCAGUACAUUCAUAAAGGUUUUUUCUGAUACAGAAUUAAGGAAUAAGUCAUUACUUAAGACCUUUUUACUUUGAUUACAUUUAAGGUGUUUUCUCCAGUGUGGGCUUUACUCAUGAGUGAGUGACAACCUAAAGGCCUUAUUGUGUUUAUUACACUGUUUAUUACACUGGGGGUUUCUCUACAUUUUGAGUUCUCUGAUGGUUACAAAAACUUAAACUCUGUUAAAGGAUUUUUGCAUAGUCCUUAAAUUUGUGUGGUUCUUUCCCAGUGCAAAUUAGGAUGAUGAUGAUAAUAAGUAGGUUUUGAAACUUAAAGGCCUGUCUGCUUUGUGGCAUUUAUACGGUUUCUGGCUACUGUUGAGUUGUGUGAUGUUGAUUAAGGUGUAAAUCAUGACAAGACUUUCCCUCAUACCUUUGCAUACAGUAGAGUGAGGUGAGAGUUAUGGCUAAAAGCCUGCAAUAAAAUUACAUUCCAACUUUUACACUCACUCUGUGGAUUCUAUGAUGUUCAUUAAUGUGGGAAAUGUGUCUAAAGGUAAUUCGCAGAUUUAUUUUAAUGGCAUUUUUAAAAGCCCACAACUGGAUGGCAUGCUAGUUUUGGAUUACGUGUCACUUUUCUCUUGCCAUCUUUCAGGAUUCUGUUCCUGGCUCUAAUAAGGAUACCUUAUCUGCAACAGAAUCCAGGAUUCUGUAGUUCUCUAGUGUCACUUCCUUGUAUUAUUUUUGACACAGUAUGAGAUAGUAUGUUAUUGGAAGUAUUAUAUUAAAAUACAUUCAGUGUAUCUGCAAUUAAAGUAUUUGUUAUGUAUUCAUGCUGAUGUUCUUUGCUGUUUUUUGUUUUCCUACUUCUAGUGGAGAUUUCCAAAUGUUUUGGAGCAAAUAAAAAUUUUUUUU
Messenger RNA from Mustela lutreola (European mink), 5815 nucleotides. RefSeq names its product RAB7A interacting MON1-CCZ1 complex subunit 1 (gene RIMOC1). The coding region runs from base 821 to 1705 and encodes 294 amino acids. The record is from RefSeq and is a predicted model, not a curated record. The transcript is spliced from 10 exons. Lineage: Eukaryota; Metazoa; Chordata; Mammalia; Carnivora; Mustelidae. Gene Ontology annotation, biological process: mitophagy.